GGUCAUUUCAUCAUGAGAGCUUUGAUCGCCUGUGCUUUACUUGUUGUAGCUUCCGCCCAGCUUUUCCCCUGGUGGAACGGAGGAUCCAGUGACAGACAUAAUGGUUACUACUUUCAAUACCACUCCAGACACAACGUGAUGGUUGUUAGAGACAACAAGAACUGUUACUUGUUUAAAGGAAGUGCUGAUGUUGUCCACAAAUACCACGAUAAAUCCUCUCGAGAUGCUCUUGAAGCGCAGGUAAUGCCAUAUUUGGAAGGCCGAGAGAGAGACCGACAUGCCGGCUACACAUUUGAGUAUUUCAGUACAGCUCAUGUUUUGUUAAUCCGAGAUGUCUAUUUCUGUUAUUUAUUACAUACCACCUAUGAAAUUGAGAAAAGAUUUUACAAUAUACAAACAAGGAGUACCUUGGAGGAUAAUCUGAUCAAACAGAUUAAAGACCGUCAAAAUAUGUUUUUAAAGACGGAAGGUGGUGUUCUGAGAGCAUUCAAAGACAUCGACGUCGAUCUAGAAUGUAGACAUAGAACGAUCUAUGAGUUAGUCUAUCAACCUUAG
Messenger RNA from Lottia gigantea (owl limpet), 555 nucleotides. RefSeq lists its product as hypothetical. The transcript has 6 exons. The coding region runs from base 13 to 555 and encodes 180 amino acids. NCBI's taxonomy places the organism in Eukaryota, Metazoa, Mollusca, Gastropoda, Lottiidae. The record is from RefSeq and is a predicted model, not a curated record.